Messenger RNA from Symphalangus syndactylus (siamang), 802 nucleotides. It is a transcript of the gene BANF2, whose product is annotated as BANF family member 2. NCBI's taxonomy places the organism in Eukaryota, Metazoa, Chordata, Mammalia, Primates, Hylobatidae. Gene Ontology annotation, cellular component: condensed chromosome; nucleus. The record is from RefSeq and is a predicted model, not a curated record. Gene Ontology annotation, molecular function: DNA binding. Gene Ontology annotation, biological process: chromosome organization.
AAUAUAGUCCAUUCAGGAUCUUGAGACUGAUUUGCCCCAUGGGCCUAAGACAGAAGCUGAACCUCUGGCCUGCAGCUCCAGAUCCAAGGUGACUGAGACAAACUGCCAGCUGCCACUGGCUUAUCAGGAGCACCUGCCACUGUUUACUGCUGCUACACUGUUGCCCAAGACACUUCAGAAGUGACCGUUAUUGUCAUCUCUGGCCAAGUCCUGGAAGGCAAGCCACCAAGUCCCAUGCACCAUUCCCACAGCCUGACAACCUUCCUGGAAUCUAAAGAGUCUGCCCACUUCUGGAUGUUUGUUCAGAAUCUGCUAACACAUCAAGGCCACUUUUCUUAGGAGCCUCCUGACUUCCCAAAUCAGUGCCUUUGGAUUCAUCUCUUCCAGGAGAGUUCAGUGUCUUCUGAAGUGUUACAAAACGUCCUUCGGGGCAAGAAGGCGGACACGCAGAGCUCAACUUUAUAGAAAGGAGAUGGACCACAUGUCUCCCAGGCUGAGAGCCUUCCUCUCCGAACCCAUUGGAGAAAAGGAUGUCUGCUGGGUGGAUGGCGUCAGCCAUGAGCUCGCGAUCAAUUUGGCCACCAAAGGUAUCAACAAGGCCUACAUCCUGCUGGGACAGUUCCUUCUGAUGCACAAGAAUGAAGCCGAGUUUCAGAGGUGGCUCAUUUGCUGUUUUGGUGCCACUGAGUGUGAGGCCCAGCAGAGUUCUCACUGCCUGAAGGAGUGGUGUGCCUGCUUCCUGUAGACACAAACCUCAUCGCUGCCCCCCACCCCCUGGGGAAAAUGACACCCUCUCCACCUA